Dictyostelium purpureum is the source of this 522-nucleotide messenger RNA. RefSeq lists its product as uncharacterized. The transcript is spliced from 2 exons. Lineage: Eukaryota; Evosea; Eumycetozoa; Dictyosteliales; Dictyosteliaceae. Gene Ontology annotation, cellular component: mitochondrial inner membrane; TIM23 mitochondrial import inner membrane translocase complex. Gene Ontology annotation, biological process: protein import into mitochondrial matrix. The record is from RefSeq and is a predicted model, not a curated record. Gene Ontology annotation, molecular function: transmembrane protein transporter activity. Bases 1 to 522 code for a protein of 173 amino acids.
AUGGAAGCUCCAUGUCCAGAUAAAAUUUGGCAAGAUGCUGGUGGUGCAUUCGGUAUUGGUUAUGUUUUAAUGGGUACCAUUAAUUUAAUCACAGGUUUAAGAAGAUCACCAAAAGGUUUAAAAUUAGAAUUUACAGCUAGAAAAAUGAGAUCAAAGACUCCUAAAUUUGGUGGUAACUUUGCAAUUUGGGGUACAUUAUUUAGUGGUAUUGAUUGUAGUUUAGCAUAUAUUAGAAAGAAAGAAGAUACAGUUAAUCCAAUUGCUGCUGGUGCCUUAACUGGUGCUAUUUUAGCAGCUAGAGGUGGUUGGAAAGCUUCAACCCAAGCCGCAGCAUUUGGUGGUGUUUUCAUUGGUCUCAUUGAGGCAUUCCAACAUAUGAUGCAAAGAAAGAUGCAACAACAACACGAAGAACAACAAAGAGCCAUGAUCGAAGAAAGAAAGAAAUACGAAGAAGAAAAGAAAGCAAGAGAAGAGUCAAGAAAACAAAAGAAAAAACAAGAAAAAGAAAAAAGAGAAAUGUAA